UUGUAACCAUGCAAAGGUACCUAAAAUGAAGUUGAUAUCAGCUCUCGUUUCUUGUUCUGCAAUAUUAGUCGCCGUUAGAACGAAAGAAGAGGAGGCGGAAGAAUACGAUGAGAAACUUUCUUCAUUCAUUCGCGAAAUUCUGGAGAAUUUUCGAGAGCAGAUGCCGGACGGUAUUCCCGACAUCGGAGUUCCUCCUGUAGAUCCGCUUGUAAUUCCUAAUAUCGAUGAAGACAUUGAUGAUGGCAUCGCAAGGAUGCAGCUGCGCAUGCGUCAGAUCAACAUUACCGGUAUUUCCAAGUUUGAAAUCAAACUUCUGAAAGCUGACUUGGAGAAGGGUUUCGCAAAUUUCAGUAUUUCUGUGCCUGAACUUACAGCUGAUGGCUACUGCUUCAUGAACGGCAAGAUCUUAGGAAUAUUCCCCAUAAGCAGCGAUGGACCAUUCUUCAUUCAUGUCACUCAG
This is a messenger RNA of Stegodyphus dumicola, 460 nucleotides long. RefSeq lists its product as uncharacterized. Lineage: Eukaryota; Metazoa; Arthropoda; Arachnida; Araneae; Eresidae. The record is from RefSeq and is a predicted model, not a curated record.